CAGUGUGUGAAGGCAUCUCCAAUGGAGUGACCUGCAUCAGACUCUAUGAUAAGACCAUUUUAAUUCAAUUGCAACUACGGACUCUGUUCCAUCUCAUAAAUAACUUUCAUGUGUAUAGGGAUCCCUUGGCGGUAUCUUCUCUGUGUGUAUGUAAUAAGUCAGCAAUGCUUCAAUUUGUCUGUAUGCUUGAAAGUUUAACCCAGCAAUGACAAUAACGGAGCCCCUUAUCACUUUGGGGAGAUUGUUGAAAAAUUUUUAAAAGCAAAAACUCAAGACUAUUGAUAGCCAGUUUGGGAUUUACUGUUGUGUUCGCUACUCCUCGGACUUCAGUCCAUUCGUGGCUCUCAGCUAAAUGAGAUCAAGAUAGAAAAUUUUCUAACACGAAAUCCCUUUAGUUCUUGUCUUAUUUGUGAGUUAAAUUCGUUGCUAUUUAUUUUUCUACAUUUUUCCAUCCUUCGCUGGUGAAUGCUAAAGACGAUUUUUGUUAUAGAUAUAUGUAGUGGUAAAGUGUUGGUUAAGAGCGGAUGGUAUUUUUGAAUCAAUUUCCCGUGAAUUAAACUUUUCGCCAAACUUUCUCCGCAAGUAAUGCAAUCUGCAGGACGAGUACAUUGAAAACAUUUUACUGAUUGGAUAUAGCUUCACAAAAAUAUUCCGAUACGCAGAGCGUGAAAUUUUUUUUUGCCUAUACCCUUUUAUAUACAACAAUCGCCCUCGCUACAAUAGACCCUACGCCAUCCCCGUGACCCGCACGGACUUCCUGUCUCGUUUGAAAACUGAAAAGGAGAAAGGCGGAAAUUUGUGGGAAAGUAGAGAAAAAAAAAGUGAAAGAACGGAAAAAUGGCAUCGAAUCUAUUGCGCGGAUUCCAUUCGGUUGUGAAGGGGCGCCGGGUUAUCUAUGGAGACAGAAUUAUUUCGCUUGGGGGCUCUGUAAAAUAUCGACAGGCGGAUGUGUCCGUGCGCCACACUUCUGGCUCCUCUAAUCUAUGGCAUCGUACAAACCAAAAUCAAAUCAACCAAAUGGAAAAGAGAACCCUACAAACUGAACGGAGGCCAUCCCUAUUUUCGGACCGUAGCCAACUCAAGUAUGCUCGACGACUCGUGAUAAAAUUGGGUAGUGCCGUGAUCACUCGGGAGGAUGAGCAUGGUCUUGCGCUGGGACGUUUGGCAUCCAUUGUAGAACAGGUUGCGGAGUGCCAAUUGGAGGGACGUGACUGUAUUAUGGUUACCAGCGGUGCUGUCGCAUUUGGGAAGCAGAAAUUAACGCAGGAAUUGCUGAUGUCAUUAUCCAUGCGGGAAACUCUCUCACCCAAGGAUCACACCAGAGAGGAUGCUGGGUCAAUAGAACCCCGUGCUGCUGCUGCCGUGGGUCAAUCAGGAUUAAUGUCGCUGUAUGACGCUAUGUUCGCACAAUACGGGGUUAAGAUUGCUCAAGUAUUGGUGACCAAACCGGAUUUCUACAAUGAGGAGACGAGAAAGAAUCUGUUCUGUACAUUAUCGGAAUUAAUUAGUCUCAAUAUUGUUCCGAUCGUGAAUACAAACGAUGCGGUCUCGCCGCCAAUGUUCAUAGUCGAUGAAGAAGUUACUGGACCCAAAAAGGGUAUUAGUAUCAAGGACAAUGACAGCUUAGCUGCAAUGGUAGCUGCUGAAAUCCAAGCUGACCUUCUGAUUCUGAUGUCGGACGUCGAUGGCAUCUACAAUAAGCCACCAUGGGAGGAUGGAGCAAAACUCAUGUCGACAUACACUACAAACGACAGGAAUGUCAUUCAAUUUGGGAAGAAGUCAAAGGUCGGUACAGGAGGGAUGGACUCGAAAGUCAGUGCUGCAACAUGGGCUCUAGACAGGGGUGUGAGCGUUGUCAUUUGCAAUGGUACUCAAGAGAAGGCAAUUAAGACAAUUAUUGGGGGACGAAAAGUUGGAACAUUCUUCACAGAGACCGGGCCGGGAAGCGGACAGACGGCUCCUGUUGAAAUUUUGGCUGAAAAUGCACGUCUUGGCAGUCGGGUUUUGCAAACUUUGUCUGCGGAUCAACGGGCUGACGCUGUUAAUAUCUUGGCGGAUUUGAUUGUAUCGAAGCAAUCUUUCAUCUUAGAAGCGAAUGGACUUGAUCUCAAUGAAGCUAAUAAAACUGGGCUCGCUAAGCCCCUUCAAUCGCGUUUAUCGUUAACACCAUCAAAACUCAAGGGUCUCUCCGUGGGUUUAAAGCAAAUUGCCGAUUCCAGCCACAAGAAUGUGGGACGUGUUCUGAGGCGGACACAGCUUGCAGAUGGUUUGCAGCUAACUCAAGUCACUGUACCAAUUGGUGUUCUUCUUGUCAUAUUUGAAUCUCGUCCAGACUCUCUCGUGCAAAUAAGCGCCUUGGCCAUGGCCUCUGCCAAUGGGUGCUUGCUGAAGGGUGGUAAAGAAGCAGUUAAUAGCAAUAAAGCUCUGAUGGAGUUGGUAAAGGAAGCACUGGGAACUGUUGGUGCAGCCAAUGCUAUAUCUCUUGUGUCAACACGCGAGGAGAUCAGUGACCUUCUGUCGAUGGAUAAACACAUUGACCUUAUUAUUCCACGUGGUAGUUCAGAAUUAGUUCGAAAUAUUCAGCAGCAAAGUCAAAAUAUUCCAGUACUUGGACACGCUGAGGGCAUUUGUCAUGUCUUUGUCGACAAAGAUGCUGACUUGGAGAAAGCACUGAAGAUAAUUAAAGACUCUAAGUGCGACUAUCCCGCAGCGUGCAAUGCAAUGGAAACACUUCUAAUCCACCGAGACCUCAUGAAUGGGGACUUCUUCCAAAGUGCCUGCAAUAUGCUAAAAGAGGAGGGCGUUAAAAUAUUCUCGGGACCAAAACUGAAUAAAUUGCUGACAUUCGGACCUACCGUAGCUAAAUCUAUGCGCCAUGAGUAUAGUGCGCUAGAAUGUUGUAUUGAGGUUGUGGACAGCGUCAAUGAGGCUAUCGAUCACAUCCAUACAUAUGGCAGUGCCCACACGGAUGUCAUCGUUACAGAGAACGACGAUACUGCACGCUCCUUCCAACAGCAAGUGGACAGUGCUUGUGUCUUCCACAAUGCUAGUUCACGAUUUGCCGAUGGUUUUCGCUUUGGACUGGGAGCAGAGGUUGGAAUCUCCACCGCACGCAUUCACGCUCGAGGUCCCGUGGGCGUUGAGGGUCUCCUGACGUCUAAGUGGAUUCUCAACGGUACCGACCAUGCAGCUGCUGAUUUUGCCGAAGGCGGCUCUAGGAGGUGGAUCCAUGAAACUCUCCCCAUAUAAAAUUGAAAAUCAAUACUUACUCAUGGUAUAAAGCUUAAUGGAUACGAAGAAACUCUCUCUUGUGCCAAUGUGCUGGAUAGUGUAUUAAUGUUGCAUUUUAUUUAUGUGAGGGAGGCACCCAGUGUUGAUUAGUUGAACGAUGUAUUUACCAAUGCUAUAUAUAUAUAUAUGUAUGUAUCUAAUUUCAAACUACGCUUUGAUCAUUUCAUGCUUUGCACUUUCUGUAAUCUUAUUCCAGCGACAUUCGAAAGUAACUAUCAAAAUAAAUUUAUUUAGCAUGUUUUAA
Messenger RNA from Lutzomyia longipalpis, 3535 nucleotides. It is a transcript of the gene P5CS, whose product is annotated as delta-1-pyrroline-5-carboxylate synthase. The transcript is spliced from 12 exons. Gene Ontology annotation, cellular component: mitochondrion; cytoplasm. Bases 838 to 3249 code for a protein of 803 amino acids. Lineage: Eukaryota; Metazoa; Arthropoda; Insecta; Diptera; Psychodidae. Gene Ontology annotation, molecular function: glutamate-5-semialdehyde dehydrogenase (NADP+) activity; glutamate 5-kinase activity; ATP binding. The record is from RefSeq and is a predicted model, not a curated record.